CCCUUCCGUUGCUAACACUCAGUUGGAUGCUUCUGCCCAUCUCCAGCCUCUGCGAGCAGGUGCGAACGUUGGAAGGUGAGGCGGAGGAGCGGCAGGCUGCCGUCACGCGUCUGCAAGAGGCGGAGCGGCAGCGGCAUAGCGACCAGCGGAGGAUGAACGUCGUCGGCAAGCGCUCGGGCUUGCGCCGCUACCACAGCUUCGAGAACGGCUUCCUGGAUCGCAUCACCGACGCACCGGGCGAUCCGUACCUGGAUGAGAUACACAGGCAGCGUGACAGCAUCCGCUACCUGAAGCAGCAGCAGGCGGUCGAGCGACGGCGACGCGAGGAUGCGGAACGCGAGCUCUGCAGCCUCCUGCAGGAGAACUCCGCCCUCGAGACGCGGCUCCGCGACGCUGGCGCCACCUGGCAGGAGAAGCUCGCCGCGAUGCAGGCGCAGAUGCAGCGCGCCGCCAUCGACUCGCGCAAGCUGUGCGCGCGCUGCCGAAGCUCCCUCGAGGUGGCGCCACCGCGGCUCGAGUCCGAAGUCGAGCACGAGGACGUGCGCGAGAUCCGCGAUGCCGAAUGUCUGAAGCUGCGCAGCGGCGGCAGCCUGUACGCAAGCCAGGAGGCGCUGCGGUCGUACGUCGACCGGCGCGAGAUC
Messenger RNA from Priapulus caudatus, 641 nucleotides. Its product is annotated as cerebellar degeneration-related protein 2-like. Lineage: Eukaryota; Metazoa; Priapulida; Priapulimorpha; Priapulimorphida; Priapulidae. The transcript is spliced from 3 exons. The record is from RefSeq and is a predicted model, not a curated record. The annotation marks the transcript as partial.